UAACGAACCAGCGAACCCGACCAUUGGCCGACGGAUUGUGAGACACCCAGAGAGCCAGAGAUCUCGGGAGUGUAUGAAGCUGACUAUCAAGUUCAGGCUCUCUUCGCCACGUAAAGUCAGUCUACGUUAGAUCAUGAUGAGUACAUCAGAGUCUUUGGAUCGUAUGGAAGUGUGUGAAAGCCUCUUAACAUGGAUCCAGACAUUUGGAGUAGAGGCUCCAUGCAAAACUGUAGAAGACCUGACAAGUGGUGUUGUCAUGGCACAAGUUCUACAGAAAAUAGAUGUAGUGUAUUUUAGUGAUGCUUGGAUUAGUAGAAUCAAGCCAGACGUCGGAGACAACUGGAGGUUAAAGAUCAGCAAUCUAAAGAAAAUCUUAAAAGGCAUCCUAGACUAUAUCCAGGAGGUCUUAGGCCAGGAUAUUAAUGACUUCCCACUACCUGAUGUUAAUCUUAUUGGAGAACACUCUGAUGCAGCCGAGCUUGGAAGGAUGUUACAACUUAUAUUGGGCUGCGCUGUCACCUGUGAACAGAAACAAGAAUACAUCAAAACCAUAAUGGUGAUGGAAGAAUCGGUGCAGCAUGUUGUCAUGACUGCCAUCCAAGAGCUGAUGACUAAAGAGACUCCAGCUACGGGAGGAAAUGACUCAUAUGUGGAUCUGGACAGACAGCUGAAGAAGACAGUUGAGGAGCUGAAUGAUGCUUUGGCUACCAAGGAAGAGAUUGCCCAGAGGUGUCGCGAGCUUGACUUGCAGGUGGCAGCCCUGCAAGAGGAGAAGAGCAGUUUGCUAGCAGAAAACCAGGUCUUAAUGGAGAGACUUAACCAGUCUGACUCCAUAGAGGAUAUAAACAGCCCUGCUGGACGCAGACAUCUUCAGCUGCAGACGCAACUGGAGCAGCUACAGGAAGAAACCUUCAGGUUGGAGGCAGCAAAAGAUGAUUACCGGAUCCGUUGUGAGGAGCUGGAAAAAGAACUUUUGGAUGUGAAGUCCCAGAAUGAAGACCUUACAUCACUGGCUGAUGAGGCCCAGUCUCUAAAAGAUGAGAUCGAUGUCCUCAGGCACUCAUCUGACAAGGUGUCAAAACUGGAGGGCACUGUGGAACACUACAAGAAGAAACUGGAGGACAUGGGGCUGCUCAGAAGACAAAACAAGCUAAUGGAAGAGAAAAACACAGCUUUAAUGCAGACUAAUGUUGGCUUAGAGGAAGAGCUACGAAAGGCGAAUGCUGCCAAAGCCCAGUUGGAGACAUACAAGAGACAGGUGGUUGAACUUCAGAACAGACUGUCAGAGGAGUCUAAAAAGGCGGACAAGAUGGAGUUUGAGUAUAAACGCCUCAAAGAGAAAGUCGAUUCUUUACAAAAAGAAAAAGACCGUAUGCGAAGUGAGAGAGAUUCAUUGAAGGAAACUAUUGAGGAGCUACACUGUGUUCAAGCUCAAGAGGGACAGCUCACAUCAGGUUUAUUCCCACUGGGUAGCAACGAUGGUUCUGAUUCACUGGCGGCUGAGAUCACCACUCCAGAGAUGCGAGAACACGUGAUUCGUCUUCAGCAUGAAAACAAGAUGCUGAAACUGGCUCAGGAGGGAUCAGACAAUGAGAAGAUCGCACUGUUGCAGAGUCUACUCGAGGAUGCCAACAGGAGAAAAAAUGAACUGGAGACAGAGAACAGGUUGAUAAAUCAGCGCUUGAUGGAGGAACAGAGUCAGGUAGAGGAGCUACAGAAGAAUCUUCAAGAACAGGGUUCAAAAGCAGAUGAUUCUUCUAUUUUGAAGAAGAAAUAUGAGGAGCACAUGGAAAAAGUACAAGAGCUGAAUAAUGAGCUGCUGAAGAAAAAUGCCUUCAUUGAUGAAAUGGAGCCGAAAUACAACACCAGCAUCCAACGAGUGGAGGAGCUGGAGGAGGCCUUGAAGAAAAAAGAUGAAGACAUGAAACAGAUGGAGGAGCGAUACAAGAAAUACCUCGAAAAGGCCAAGAGUGUGAUCCGAACGCUGGACCCUAAACAGAACCAAGGUUCAGGUCCUGAAGUCCAAGCCCUGAAAAACCAGCUGCAGGAGAAGGAGAGGAUGUUGCAUUCACUGGAGAAAGAAAUGGACAAGACAAAGAGCCAAAGAGAUCACGAGGAGAAACUGAUUGUGUCAGCCUGGUACAAUAUGGGUAUGUCUCUGCAGAAGAAGGCUGCUGAAGAUCGACUUGCCAACACUGGCUCUGGUCAGUCUUUCCUGGCCCGGCAGAGACAAGCCACCAGCACACGGCGCCAGUAUCCUGGCCACGCCCAGUCAGCUACCGCCAGGUAGAUGGCAGUAGGGCACAAAAUGCUGCAGCCAGCUAUUUUACAGAUCCCCCGAACAAUGUGCCUAUUUUGAGGCAUUCUAUUUUCAUUCAUUUCUAUUGGAAGUAAAUGUUUUCCUGCAUUUCCUGCCGAUUGAUUUUCUUUUUUUUCCUUCUUGAUCAGAUCCAUGAGGUAGAGAUGCCAAGAAAGGUUGCCCCAAAACUUGCACCUUUUUUUUUCUCCUCCCCCUAAGCGUAUUAUACCUUGACGCCCAUGAUGCAAGACUUCUACUUUUUAUCAGGCCUCAGCAUAUUUAAUAGGUUCUGACCAAUCACACCAAACAUCCUUUCUUCCUCCCUCUCUACCACUGACCUUCUUGAACCUUUGCUAUGUAGUAAACUUGUGCCAUGCAGGUAAUCCAGACCGCAAGGCUCAGAACAAUCGCGUGUCCUUGUCAAGUUACUGUAAUUUUUGAUAAGAGGAACCGCUCUACCUGCUCAUGCAGUAUUUAUGCACAUCUCUACCUGUAGUAACAUUUUCAAGUUCAGCUUGUUUUUUGCAAUGGACUCGAGCGCUUUUCUGUCUUGCGUCAUCUAUUGUAACUCUUUAUGAUGUAGCUUUAAGGAGGUAAAAGCAACUUUUAGUUUAAUGUGUCGGUGUUUCAUUUCACAGUCUCGACCAGCAAAUACAUUGAAGCAUAGGAUUAUGUAAUGUCUCGUGGAAAUCUUUGAUUUGCUUGCUAAAUGUUCUAACUGAUUUAAUUGAGUGAUUUCAAAUAGGAUGAUUGUUGAUUGCAUGAUUGUUGGUAAUGGUGCAGCAAUAAUUGUGAAUGGUAGCUUUUUUUGUCCCCAAGAAGAAAAAAAAAAGACUUCUUUAGUUUUUGAAAUUGUUCCAGGUGGUGCAAUUUAGGACUUGAUAGAUUUCCUGUGCUAGUGUACAUACUGGUGUAAAUUAGUUUGGUAUCUAAGAGAACAAGGAGCCACCAGCAUUUACAGAGUUGUCAGACAACACCUUAUGUGCCAUAGUGUUUGAUAUAAAUGUCUGUACCUUGGUAAUCUGUCAGGUUUACCUUCCCCCUAAUAUUACAUGACAAAAAAAUGUAUUCCCAGAACGUUUAGCCGUGAGAUGGUUAGAGAGGUUUAGACCCGAGGACUGUCUGUUGAAAGAGAUUUAGUUUCUGGAUCAUCUGCAGAGUGGACAUGAAGACCUGUUCAGUGUCACACAUCAGAGUGGACUCUUCCAUAUCAGUUUCUAUAAUCAGCUCAUUGCUGUCACAGUAAAAAGCACUUUUUUUUCCAGGUUUGUUAAAGGGUGUUCAAAAUGCACACUACAUACAGGUAUAUAACGUUAAAUGGGAGUCUUGAAUAGGGUAUGCUUUUCUCAACAUGUGUUUAACCGAUUGUUUGUUCCGUUGUCUUUACAUUGUCCAGUUUUAACGCAUAUCAGGAAUCAUAACUUACUAACCUUGAAAUAAUUUUGCUUGGUGCCUGUUAGAUCAGGGGCAGAUUGUUGAUUUUAGGAUUAAAGCCCUGCCAUCUGACCAUUACUUCUUUUCUUUUUUCCCCCACCUCCCUCAACAGCAAUGUCCCUGCAUGACUGGCACACCAAUGACCUGCCCGAGCCUUGUGUAGCCUGGCCUGUCCUUUAUGUGGCCUACACUGACCCCGGCUGGGCUAGGCUGCGGCACGCGUGCAUGAACUACCUGCCUGUUUGCAUGACUUUGCAUUGACUCAAGUCUGCGAAUAACCAGCCCACUAGCAGCAGCGCGAGCACUAACAACCCUCUGCGGUGUCACGCAUUAUAACCUCCAGACAAGCCCGGGGAGGAAUGGGAUUGGAAAAGAAAACCUUCGCUCUCCUUUCCCCUGUUAAUUUUUCCACCAUUCUGACUCCUUUCCUCACAUCCCGAUGUGCUUUGUUACAUUCCCUCCUCCUCCCCUCUUGUAGCCUUCAUAAACAUGCUGCUUAUUUGCUUUCACACUGCAUCAAGUCUGUUACACCUGUGUUACAAACACCCAGGAAAAAGGAGUGGAGUAACUCAGUUAUCUGUCAGUCAAGUUAUGGGUUUAAAUAGGCCUGUUCUCCAGUGUUUAUGUCUAACUUGAUGUUGUCUGGGUGCUUAGGGAUACCUCAAUGACAUAUUCCUGCAUAAUCUGUUUAUUUGUGUGGCUUAAGGAUUGGGGUAAUAUUUGAGAGGUAUAACCUGCAAAUCAGUCCGCAUAACAAAAAAGGACUCCAUUCUGUUUUUAACUUCUACAGUAAGUAUUUUUUAUGAAAGCCCUGAACAUGUUGCUAGAUUGCAUCUUAAAAGUGCUUUUACCUCAAGUAUUGAAUGCAACCAGUUUUGGACUAAAGGCAACGAUGCUGCCCAAAAAGUGUUUGCAGAGAUAUAAAUAUAAAGUGUUUAAAUGAAAGACAUUGUUACAGAUGUGUUUUGAAAAGCAGUAAAAGCCCCCAUUAAGCCUGCUUGCAGUUUUUUGUUAGGUUUUGUUUAGUAAAACGCACAUCUACACAGUGUUUCUGAUAUUAGCCAAAUUUCAGUUGAUUGCUAAUUGAUUAAUAAUUUUUCUUAGGAGCAAAUAACCUGUGCCCUA
This is a messenger RNA of Oreochromis niloticus (Nile tilapia), 4858 nucleotides long. It is a transcript of the gene hook3, whose product is annotated as hook microtubule-tethering protein 3. Gene Ontology annotation, biological process: cytoskeleton-dependent intracellular transport; cytoplasmic microtubule organization. Gene Ontology annotation, cellular component: cytoplasm; centrosome. The coding region runs from base 134 to 2290 and encodes 718 amino acids. The record is from RefSeq and is a predicted model, not a curated record. Lineage: Eukaryota; Metazoa; Chordata; Actinopteri; Cichliformes; Cichlidae. The transcript has 23 exons. Gene Ontology annotation, molecular function: microtubule binding; dynein light intermediate chain binding.